Cucurbita moschata (crookneck pumpkin) is the source of this 3101-nucleotide messenger RNA. Its product is annotated as MICOS complex subunit Mic60-like. The transcript is spliced from 12 exons. Gene Ontology annotation, biological process: cristae formation. The coding region runs from base 492 to 2474 and encodes 660 amino acids. Gene Ontology annotation, cellular component: MICOS complex. NCBI's taxonomy places the organism in Eukaryota, Viridiplantae, Streptophyta, Magnoliopsida, Cucurbitales, Cucurbitaceae. The record is from RefSeq and is a predicted model, not a curated record.
GCUUGGUCUGAAACAUCGAGCAUCGCCUAUGAUUCGAUUUAUUGAGCGGUUGACCUAGAGUCGACUCUGCCACGUGUUAUCUUGUUAGCCGUCCAUUAGGGCGAUCUUUUAUGAUUCACCCACCAAACUCAGCCCAGCCCAGACAAGACCAGCCCAUCAAUCUCCUGGAUUUUAGUAAGAGAUUAAACCGCCCAAGGCCCAGUCUAUUAUUGGGCCUACCAGAAUCUAUUACAACCCGCGGAAAAAUUCUUUGUAGCUAUACGGACACGUCUAAUUAGGCGGUAAAAUUCCGUUGCCAUCUGAUGUUUCAGUCGUCUCCGGUGAUCUCUCUCCGGCCAAGCGAUCGUUAAUUUGAUUCAUCGAAUCCGAAACUCAGCACUCGUAUCAGGUCGGACUUUCCGCUUCCAACUUAUAGUUACAUUUAAUCGCUUACUUGGUUGUUGGCUCAAACAUCUUCGUUGCUUGCUGUUCUCACUGAAUACCUAGACGCUAUGUGGCGGAGCAGGUCAAUUCUGAAAUUAUCAUCUCGUCAAUCUGUUGGAAAGACAUGGAGGCAGAUUUCACCACAGGUGCAAUGUUGGCAGAUAUCACCUUGUAUUUCUAAGAGAAGGGAACUUUCAUCUGCACCCGAGCAAAAUCUAAAGCCACAACCUACAAACGUGUCACCUACGUCUGGAAAUUCUUUCCCAAAAUAUGUCUUUGGCGGUGUUGUUAUUGGCGCUUCUGUUUUUGCAGCUUACCAAACUGGCUAUCUAGACCAACUAACUGGUGGUAUAGAGCAGAAUAGUUCUGUAGAAACAACAAAGACAGUUCUUCUGAAAAGUGAUUUGGACAAUGUCCAACCUUUGGUGGUGCUCAAAUUGGACUCAUCCAGUAGAGAAGAAAUUCAAAAAUCAAAUAGUCUUAGAGAAGAAACUGAGAGCUUGAAUCCAAUUGUGGAGUCCACUGAGCAGACGGUUGAGACAGAUACCCACCUUCCUCAUCUUGAAGCUUUGGAUGAAGAGGAAGAUGGUAGUCAGUUCCGAGACAGUCCCAGCAUGGUGCCACAGGAAAACACUGAGGAGAAAGACUUUCCAGUAUCUAGACAAUGCAUCAGUGAAGUGGAGGAUAAGAAUCUAGAAUCUAAAACAUCCACAGAUGUAAAUUUUGACAUGCAAAGCACCAAGUCUAGUACUAGGGAUGGGUCUGUUGAGGAAGUUAAAACUACACCAAUGUCUAGCUCGACAGAUGGAGCACCUGAACAAAUUGAUGUCAGAGUAUCAUCACAAGAAGAUGAAAGUACAGAAGACAGACUGAAGGAGUUGACUGAUAAAGGUGAAUCUGUAGAGAAGUCGAGCUCUCUUCUUGAGGCGUACCAUUUGAAGGACAAGGCUGGCAUGUCUUCUUUGGAUGGAGGCGACAAAGAUGAAACUAACAAGUUUUACAAAGAUACAGAGGCUUUAAUUGCUGAAAUUGAAGAGUAUAAUGAUGGCUACAUAUCCAAGGAUGGAAAAUUGAUUGUUGAUUUCUUACAAGCUAUUCAUGCUGCUGAAAAGAGGCAAGCUGAGCUGGAUUCCCGUGUUUUUGCUGAUGAAAAAAGAGCCCUGAAGGAGAAGUUGGAAAAGGAAUUGAGGGAUGCUCAGGUUAGGGAACUUAUGCAUGCAGAAGAGGCCGCAAUUUUAGACAAGGAGUUAAAACGAGAAAGAACAAAAUCAGCUGCUGCUCAGAAGUCUCUUCAAGAAAAAUUGGAAGAAAAAUAUCAGAAGGAACUUGAACAGAAGGAAAAUGAGGUAGAAUUGAGGUUGAGAUGUCGUGAAGACAUGGCAAAGGCACAGUUAGCUGCGGAAAUUGCGAGUGAGAAGGCUGCCCAGAUAGAAAAGAUAGCCGAAGCAAAUCUUCAUAUAAAUGCCCUGUGCAUGGCAUUCUAUGCAAGGUCUGAAGAAGCUCGUCAGAGUCACUCAGCUCAGAAGAUUGCAUUGGGGGCACUGGCUCUUGAAGAUGCACUUUCAAGAGGUUUACCAAUCCAGGCUGAAAUAGAAGCAUUACGAGUUGAUCUUCAAGGCAUUGAUAAAGAUUCUAACUUAGAGCUGAUCCUUUCAUCCAUUCCGAAAGAAAUAUUGAAUAAUGGCUCAGAUACUUUGUUGCGAAUGACACAAAAGUUUGAUACACUAAAAGCAUCAUUACGGCAAUUGAGCUUGAUCCCACCUGGUGGCGGUGGCAUUUUGGCGCAUUCUUUAGCCCGUGUAGCAUCUUGGAUUAAGGUGAAGGAGGUUGACCAAUCUGGCAGUGGGAUUGAAUCCAUCAUCAACCGAGUGGAGUCCUACUUAGCUGAAGGAAACUUGGCUGAAGCAGCACAUACUCUAGAAGAAGGUGUGAAAGGCACAAAAGCAGAAGAGUUGGCUCAUGAUUGGGUUAGGCAAGCAAGAAAUCGAGCCAUCACGGAGCAAGCGCUUACCCUGCUUCAACUAUAUGCCUCAUCAAUAAGCCUUACAUAAUACCUCCGAGUAAUUUUCCAUCUCUCUGGUAUCCGGGCACCGAUUGUGCUUUCUUGAUACUAUAUAUUUGUUAGCUUCAUGUCAAACCUCUUAGUCGAAGGUUCAAUCUAAUGAGCAUCUGAAAUUCUGUGUCUACCCAGGGAAAUAACAUGAGUUUUCAAGCGACGGAAGUGGUCAAUUCUUGGUUUCCGCCAUUCUUUAUGUAUUGACAUUGAUAAAAUUUUUAUGAAGAACAGAUUUUACUCGAGAGUUUCUACUGCAGCGCGAAGAGAAGCAACAGCAGCAGCCAUUCUUGCUCUUCUGAGAAAGGCCAAGCUCAUUGUGAAUGGAACUACUUGGUUCUUAUUCUCACUGAGAAGCUCUGAAUUUUCAUUAUACUGACUUGGCUUAUUGCUUAGUUUCUAAAUGCUUUGCUUUUGCUUGAUCUGUUUGAUUAUAAGCACGUUUGGUGGUUAGCUCAGAUCUGACUGGGGGAAGACCGAAGGGGACCUUGGUGGUAUUAUUUUCCUCUAGCUACUUGUGAUUAGUUGUUCUCAAAGGAUAUUCAUGUCUGAGAUCGGGCAUUAAAAAUGUUUUAGGAAUCGUCUUAUUUAGAAAUAGAAGAUUCUUGUCGGACAAAAGACAAUA